AUGGAGGACUUCUUAAGAGACAGCCCAUUUGACGAGUCGAGCACCACCGACUCCUCGAAAGCGAAGCAAUACGACUCGUACUUGAACUACUCGCAAGGCCAGGACGGUAGCUCGCAGGAUGAGUUUUCUCGGGUACAGCCUCAGACAGCAGACUCUCAGCCACAAACAGACCACUUUAGCUUAGACUUGAACCAGCAAAUCAAGGAAGAGUACUCCUCUCCAACCGUCACAUCACCUACAACGUUCCAGAGUCCGACACAGAGUGCCUCCCAAGGCCAACAGAACUUGAAUCCCAAUGACCCCUACUUCAGCACGUUUGAGUUCUUAUCUUCUCCUUCCCAACAACCGGUCAGUGAGUUCACCGCAGGAUUUGGUACACAGGCUGACCCUUUGCAGUUUAGCAUGAACGACAAUUUCACCAACUUGGAUCAGCUAGUCUCACCAGAGAAUAACGUCAAUGACUCGGGCAUCAACAUGUUCUCCUCUGCUCAAUACUUCUCGCCAAACACAAGAGCAAAUCAUUACAACCACUUGUCAGCAAUUGCCGAAGACAGCUUGCCAAACUCCUACCAAAACACUUUCAGUCCCGAACUUUCCAGACACGGAUCCGUCAGUAUUCCUCCUCUGGGAGAACCAUACGUGUCGCCACUGGCUAACGCUUUCUUGUCACCACAGUCCAGACCCCAAGAUGGCAAUUUUGACAAUCUAAGGUCACCAUACUCGGGGACCUCGUUUCCUAACUCACCACCCCCACCACUCAACUUGAAUAUGAGCAAGAGCAUUCCUACAUCUGUUAACUUCAAUCAGACUUCCUUCAACGAUUCCCAUACACAGCGACCACUGCAGCAGCAGUCAAUCGAGAACACAUUGUCUCCGCCUAGUCUGCUGGCUUUGGGUACCUCCGCUCCAAGUAACUCCAAGAAGUCUGAACCAUACCCAACUAGUGGUAAGCAGUUAACUCAAGAGGAGAAAGCCAAGCGCAGGAGAGAGUUCCACAAUGCCGUGGAGCGUAGGCGGCGUGAUUUGAUAAAGGAAAAGAUCAAGGAACUUGGAUUUCUUGUGCCGCCCUCUCUAUUGAAUCCACAAGUAUGCGCCGUGCAAAGUCUACUGAAGCAACCGCAUCAGAAUUCAGCGGAGAUGAAAGAGCUUCUUGCAACAGUCAAGGUGAGAGACUCGAAGCCCAACAAGGCUACUAUUCUUCUGACAUCUGUCGACUACAUAAUACACCUAGAGAAGGUGGCCGAGCGUCAAGAGCAGCGCAGGAAAGAAAUUGAGAGAGAGAUUGCAGAGCUUGAAAGCGGUGUUGGAAAGGUGAAGCUCGAGGACCCUGAUGAAACGUUGAAUAAUUCCACAGGACUUCCAGAUCAGGUUGGGCUUCCCAAUCAGGACACUCAAUUUAACCCCGACGACUUCUUUUCAGAUGUCAUCGCAGACAAUAAUCAGUAUAGCUAA
Molecule: messenger RNA, 1452 nt
Organism: Candidozyma duobushaemuli
Lineage: Eukaryota; Fungi; Ascomycota; Pichiomycetes; Serinales; Metschnikowiaceae
Gene: RTG3
Product: Rtg3p
Exons: 2
Coding region: 1-1452 (483 amino acids)
Biological process (GO): regulation of transcription by RNA polymerase II
Cellular component (GO): nucleus
Molecular function (GO): RNA polymerase II cis-regulatory region sequence-specific DNA binding; protein dimerization activity; DNA-binding transcription factor activity, RNA polymerase II-specific
Source: RefSeq, a predicted model, not a curated record